CGGGAAUGAGGAAGGCAGGAACUAGCAGCAUACUGAAAUAUUUUAGACUCUUAACAAGCUGUUUUUUGUGUUUAACAUUUUCCUCCUUUUUCCUUCCUGAUAGAUAUGUUGCUCUUUGCACCCAGAGGAAGAGAAUACACAGCCCACACCAAAAGCUUUAAAGAUAUCUGCUGGCAACCCUUAUUAAUGCCACCUCAGUGCUGUUUCAACAAUCCUAGCCCACUCCUUUAACCCUCUCCCCUUCCUGGGCACAGAAACACUGUAAGGGGAGUGCCCACUACUGUAUGGCCUCCCUAAGGCGGACCUUGUCCUUCUUUACAAGAACGGUAAGACAGAGCUGCAAACAGCCCAUACAGCACUUAGAGCCGUGACUUAGAUUUCUCAUGGACUCCUGAGAGGAUGAAUUGGUGAAACGAUGGGGCUGUCUGUGUCAGGAUUGCAUAAUGGCCAGAGAGGACUCUGUGAAGUGCCUUCGCUGUCUGCUCUAUGCCCUCAAUUUGCUUUUCUGGUUGAUGUCAGUAUGUGUUCUGGGAGUUUCUGCCUGGAUGAGGGACUACAUUAAUAAUGUGCUUACACUAACUGCAGAAACAAGGAUUGAGGAAGCUGUAGUUCUCACUUACUUUCCUGUGUUCCAUCCAGUGAUGAUUGCAGUUUGCUGUUUUCUUAUUAUUGUGGGAAUGCUUGGUUACUGUGGAACUGUGAAAAGCAACCUGAUACUUCUGCUAUGGUAUUUUGGAAGCCUUUUAAUAAUUUUCUGCAUUGAGCUGUCUUGCGGAGUAUGGACUUACGAACAGGAGAUUACGGCUCCAGUUCAGUGGUCAGACGUGGUUACUUUAAAGACUAAAAUGCCAAACUAUGGGUUUCCUAGGUACCAGUGGCUGACAAAUGCGUGGAAUUUCUUUCAAAGAGAAUUCAAGUGCUGUGGCGUGGUAUAUCUCACAGACUGGCUAGAGAUGACAGAGAUGGAUUGGCCUCCUGAUUCUUGUUGUGUUAAAGAAUAUCCAGGCUGCUCUAAACAAGCGCAUCACGGAGAUCUUAGUGACCUAUACCAAGAGGGCUGUGGAAGAAAAAUGUACAGUUUUCUGAGAGGAACCAGGCAGCUACAAGUUCUACGGUUUCUGGGAAUCGCUAUAGGCGUUACACAGAUCCUGGCUAUGAUCUUAACAAUUACCCUGUUGUGGGCUUUAUAUUACGAUGGAAAAGAUCCACGCACAGGUCAAAUCAUGCCACAGAUUCAUGACACUGUACAACCCCAAUGUCACACAGUGGAACUGUUGAAACCUAAAUUCACAAGGACUAAUGAACAAAAAACUACAACUAAUGGAUUUAAUGCACACUUAGAAAUGAAGCAUUUGUGAUUACAUAAAACACCUUUGAUUUCUGCUCCAUCUCAUACCAGCAUUCUGAAGCAAAGUAUGCCUAAUGGACUCUUUUGCCAUUUAGUGAUUUUUCUUUGAAGAAGGGAAGAUUAUGCAAAAGAAAAAAAGCUUUUGUUUAACUUAAGACGUGAUUUUUCUAGUAAUGCAAAUAUAUUUUCCUCUGUGUAAUGGAAAAGAUUUGGCCAGGCUUAAAAAUUAGAACAACCAAACAUUCAGGCAAUAAAGGGAAUGGGUGUGAAUUAUUCAUGGCUUUGUUCUUCACUGAAGUAUUCUCUAUUAGUCUAGCUUAUCAAAUAGCAAUUCUCUGCAUCAGUUUUACACCAAUUUAGAAGAUCACGCUAAUGGGCCUCACACCUCCAAUAGAAUCAAGGUUGUUUGUGUGAAAACAGAGAGAUGUUUUAAGAGAGCUGAAUUAAUUGUAUAAACAAAUGGCAAAUGUUUAUAUAAUUUAGCAUACUGUCUAAUACUAAUAGUGCCAAAGAAAAAGAAAUAUUGGGGAAAUCUGUAUUAGGUUUUUACAAAAUUUCAGGACAUAUAUGAAAGGGCUACUUGGGUACACCAUCAAUUAGGGAAUCUCUUUCAUUUGACCGCAGAAAGACCUGAUUGUUAAAACUGCAUAACUCUUAAUUAUGCCAUUAAAGCAGCCACAUGCAGGCUUUCAUGCAA
Xenopus laevis (African clawed frog) is the source of this 2045-nucleotide messenger RNA. RefSeq names its product tetraspanin 12 L homeolog (gene tspan12.L). The coding region runs from base 444 to 1358 and encodes 304 amino acids. The transcript is spliced from 8 exons. The record is from RefSeq and is a predicted model, not a curated record. NCBI's taxonomy places the organism in Eukaryota, Metazoa, Chordata, Amphibia, Anura, Pipidae. Gene Ontology annotation, cellular component: plasma membrane; membrane.